UGAGUUGAAACCGCGAGCGCGCGGCCGCUCUACGUCCAAACUUUUUGGCACCGCGUACUUACAUUAAAAAAAACAAACGUCAAAAUUGCCGCGCUUUUUAUAUUUGAAUUCUUGUGUUAUUUCUCGUAAACUUUUGUUGUGGUAUUUGCAUUUUGGACUCGUGUUGUGAUUUGGAUUGUUUCAAAUGCUUUUCGUUGGAUUGUACAAAAAUGGAUGAUUGUGUGUCUGUGUGUGUAAGUUAAGUGUUAUGGUACAUCCGUGCUAGUGUUGGGCCCUGGGCCAAUAUGUUGAACAUGUUCGAUAUGUGGAACUCUGUUAGUACCAAGUUGGAGCAGACGAAUGUCCAACAAAGCCAGCAACCGCAUACUUCAGGUGGGAGCAUUAAAGCUCAAAUCGAGAUAAUACCAUGCAAGGUCUGUGGCGACAAGUCCUCCGGGGUCCACUACGGAGUCAUCACCUGCGAGGGGUGCAAGGGAUUCUUCAGACGUUCCCAGAGCACAGUGGUGAACUACCAGUGUCCGCGGAACAAGGCGUGUGUUGUGGACCGCGUCAACAGAAACCGCUGCCAGUACUGUCGACUACAGAAGUGCCUCAAACUUGGCAUGAGCCGUGAUGCGGUGAAAUUCGGACGUAUGUCGAAAAAGCAACGUGAGAAAGUGGAAGAUGAGGUGCGAUUCCAUCGCGCACAACUGCGGGCGCAGAACGACACGGCACCUGACUCCGUGUACGACGCCCAGCAACAAACUCCAAGCUCAAGCGACCAGUUCCAUGGUCAUUACAAUGGAUACCCAGGCUACGGUUCUCCCCUCUCCUCGUACAACUACAGCAACGCCGGACCAGCCCUCAACUCCAACAUGGGUGGGAUCCAGCCGCCACCACCACAACAGCAGCCGUACGAUGUGUCUGCUGACUACGUCGACUCCACAACAGCAUACGAACCCAAACAGACUGGUGGGUUCCUAGACCCAGACUUUAUAAGUCACGCGGAGGGAGACAUAAGCAAGGUCCUCGUGAAGAGUCUGGCUGAAGCUCACGCAAACACCAACCCCAAGUUGGAAUUCAUACACGAAAUGUUCAGAAAACCACAGGAUGUAUCUAAGCUUCUGUACUACAAUUCAAUGUCCUACGAGGAGAUGUGGCUUGACUGUGCGGACAAAUUGACUGGCAUGAUACAAAAUAUCAUUGAGUUUGCCAAACUCAUACCAGGGUUUAUGAAGUUGACGCAAGAUGAUCAGAUCCUUCUGUUAAAGUCUGGUUCAUUUGAGUUGGCAAUUGUGCGACUUUCCCGACUGAUCGACGUGAAUCGUGACCAAGUAUUGUACGGAGACGUGGUACUACCUAUCAGAGAAUGCGUGCAUGCGCGUGACCCUCGGGACGUGGCUCUGGUGGUGGGCAUCUUCGACGCAGCGAAGACGAUCGCGAGACUCAAACUGACUGAAACUGAGCUGGCGUUAUACCAGAGUCUGGUGCUACUGUGGCCAGAGCGGCACGGCGUCCGCGGCAACCCUGAGAUCCAGUGCCUCUUCAACAUGUCCAUGGCGGCGAUGCGUCACGAGAUCGAGACCAACCACGCGCCGCUCAAGGGUGACGUCACAGUCCUCGACACGCUGCUCGCUAAGAUACCCACCUUCAGAGAACUGUCCUUGAUGCACUUGGAGGCACUCUGCCGCUUCAAGGCCGCUCAUCCUCACCACGUGUUCCCAGCACUCUACAAGGAGCUGUUCUCACUUGACAGCGUCUUAGACUACACUCACGGCUAAGGGCCUCUCACACAAGCCAGGUUACACGUAAGACCGAUCUCAGUUUUGCCCAUAAAAGCUAGAUGGAGGCAUUUCGAGACGUAAAAGACUCACAAAUUGAAUGAUUGCAGACAGCUAUUUUUUAUUCCCAAAAACUGAACGCAUGUAAAGUCUUGUUAAUAUUUAUAAAUUGUAUGUAUGUACCUUAAGACUGUUCUAAUGUUUACUUAAAAGUAUGUACGUACAAUAAAUUAAAAAGGAGUUUUUAUUUAAUUCGAUUCUAGUUGUAUUUAGGUGCGCUCAGUUUUGCAUAAAUGUCAAAUAUGAUUUUUAUUUGUUAUGAAUUUGAACUUUUUUUUUCGUAACAAAAAAUAUAUUGUGUAGCGUUAAACACGUUUUGUGGGUAAUUUAAUACAUAAUUAUACAUAUUAUUAAAAAAUGUAUGUUUGAUUGUGUAUUGUAUACAAAAGAAUAUCGUAAUAUAAUUAUCGUAAAGUGUAUCUAACUCUGAUGAAGAAAUAAUAAUAAUUAUUAUUAUAUAAAGAAUAUAAUAAUAGAAAUAGAGUUUUUAUUAAGAAAUAAAUAAAAAAGUUAUAAUGGUGUAGCAUGUUAAUCACAUAGUUUCAUUCGGACGAAACGUUUUUUUAAAUAGGUCUCUUUUUUAUUAAUUUUAACAGUUUUUUUUAAAGAAUGUAACUUGUUAUUUAUUUCAAAUGAUUAUUAUUAUUAUUAUUGAUGUUUUUUUCUGUAGAUUUUGGAUAUAAGUUGUAAUAUAGGAUACAUGAUACUGCCCAUUUUUUUGUAUUUUUUUUCGUUGUUUUUUUAAUGAUGAAAAAUAGAAUUAUAAAUAUGACGGUUUACUAAAGCGAUGAAAAUGCAAAUUAUAAAUUAUAUUAGUAAGUUGAUUAAUUAUGCAUUGAACAAAAUUCAAUCGGGAAUGUAAAUUUUCGAAAUGAAUUUCUUUUUACGGACAAAAAUCAUUUUUGUAACGUUUAGCAGGCAAUUUUUAUUUUUGUUUUCUCGCGAGUAGAGUAAAUUUGAUCUCAUUUUUUUUUUCAUAUUCUUUGCUUGGGUGCCAUUUUCGGUGAAACAAUUUUUGCAUAAUAAAAUAAACGAGAAAAACUUAAAUAUAAAAAAAACACAAUUCUGCAUAAUAAUCUGUUGUAUUUUUUCCGGGAUACGUAAAUUAUUUUUUUACUGUUUUUAUUUUUAUUUAGCUUGUCGCGAUUAUACGUAUAUUUAAUUUAAUUCAAAUUGCCUGCUAUUAAUAAUUAGAAGUAUGAAAUAACCAUCAAUUUUCUAACAUAAUGCUAAGUUUGUCGAAUAGCCUUUACUAUAUAGACUGGAUUAUAAUGUUAAUAAAAAAAUAUAAAUCUUAA
This is a messenger RNA of Trichoplusia ni (cabbage looper), 3118 nucleotides long. RefSeq names its product probable nuclear hormone receptor HR3 (gene Hr3). Bases 285 to 1760 code for a protein of 491 amino acids. The record is from RefSeq and is a predicted model, not a curated record. Gene Ontology annotation, molecular function: nuclear receptor activity; RNA polymerase II cis-regulatory region sequence-specific DNA binding; zinc ion binding. Gene Ontology annotation, biological process: regulation of transcription by RNA polymerase II. Gene Ontology annotation, cellular component: nucleus. The transcript has 12 exons. NCBI's taxonomy places the organism in Eukaryota, Metazoa, Arthropoda, Insecta, Lepidoptera, Noctuidae.